Corticium candelabrum is the source of this 1491-nucleotide messenger RNA. RefSeq names its product ribitol 5-phosphate transferase FKRP-like. The transcript has a single exon. NCBI's taxonomy places the organism in Eukaryota, Metazoa, Porifera, Homoscleromorpha, Homosclerophorida, Plakinidae. The record is from RefSeq and is a predicted model, not a curated record. The coding region runs from base 89 to 919 and encodes 276 amino acids.
GUUGAAUGAUGAUGAUAACACGUGUACUCUUGCCUCAUUAUCAUUAUCGUGUUGUACGUGUUUGACUUAGAGCUCUACUACAACGUCUAUGGACGUACCGAAACGCUCAGUAGGACCACGGUGUUUACGGGCCAGUUCGAUUGUCAAGAUAGUUUGCUGUUUCAUGUUUGCUUCCUUACUUUUGGAAAGUCUUCUGCGCUACCAGCAGAUCGAGGGAGCACACGUGUGGACAAUACCCCAAUCGCUGUAUCGUUACUUUCGUUUAAACGAGCCAUGCUAUCCUCAAAAUCAGGAUCAGAGGAUCAGAGAUCUUCGUCAAUUGCUGUUUCACUUCGUCGAUGUCGCCGAAACGGUAAACAUGCGGUACUGGAUUGACUUUGGUUCACUGCUGGGAGCUGUCCGUAAUGGCAAAAUCAUACCUUGGGAUUGGGAUGUUGACAUUGGCGUCCUGAAGUCGGAAAUGGAAGCGCCUCAAGUUCGGUCACUGCUUGAAAAGAGAGGAGUUCAAGUUGUCAGGCGAACAGGUUGCAAAUUUUUCUUGCGACUUGCUGAUAGUGAAGCAUUUCUAGACGCGUGCAUGCACUGGAUUAGAGACGACCAAGUAUUGAGAUGUGAGCUGACUGAUGUUUUCAGAUACCAGUUUCCUGUCAAAUGGAUUAGUCCCACUGUUCCUAUAAUGUUUGAAGGACGACAGGUACAGGCUCCGAAUCCGCCCAUGGAGAUUCUAAAGCAAGUUCGAUACCCUUACACAUACUGGUGGUCGAUGCCUCAAAACUUUUACUGCUACUUCACUGACUGGAGACUAUUUCUCAAAUUGCUGAUGUUUAUUACCAUUGGAGUGCUGCCAUUGCUCUAUCUAAUCACUUGCUGGUACAGAAGGCUGUUAGUAACACGAACGUCAAAAGGACAAGAAAUGUGAAGCUCUGAGGAUUAGUAUAGUUUUCAAACUCUUGGUGUUGUAGUAAUUUUCUAGCUUGUUUGUUGUGUUACAAGAAACUCAUUUGCAUGAGGUAGACAAAGCAUUAGCAGCCCGAUACCCUUAGACGUACUGGUGGUCGAUGCCUCAAAACUUUUACUGCUACUUCACUGACUGGAGACUAUUUCUCAAAUUGCUGAUGUUUAUUACCAUUGGAGUGCUGCCAUUGCUCUAUCUAAUCACUUGCUGGUACAGAAGGCUGUUAGUAACACAAACGUCAAAGGACAAGAAAUGUGAAGCUCUGAGGAUUAGUAUAGUUUUCAAACUCUUGGUGUUGUAGUAAUUUUCUAGCUUGUUUGUUGUGUUACAAGAAACUCAUUUGCAUGAAGUAGACAAAACAUUAGCAGCCGGAAACCAAAGUGAAACAUUAUGAUUAAAUUUUUGAACAGUAUUCAUUGCAGUACUAGAUUACAACAAGUGAGUAUAUUUUACAAUAUACUGUAGUGAUAAAAACUAUUUAAUUGAUUUAAUAUAUUCUAUUAUACCCUCUUCUUCUUUGCAUGGAAACAUUCAAA